Aspergillus sclerotioniger CBS 115572 is the source of this 1056-nucleotide messenger RNA. RefSeq names its product short chain alcohol dehydrogenase. Gene Ontology annotation, cellular component: intracellular anatomical structure. The record is from RefSeq and is a predicted model, not a curated record. Gene Ontology annotation, molecular function: oxidoreductase activity, acting on NAD(P)H, oxygen as acceptor. The coding region runs from base 117 to 944 and encodes 275 amino acids. NCBI's taxonomy places the organism in Eukaryota, Fungi, Ascomycota, Eurotiomycetes, Eurotiales, Aspergillaceae. The transcript is spliced from 4 exons.
GGGCAAGUUCAUCGUGACGUCAAAUUUCCACCUGUGACCCUGAUCGCCAGAUAUAAAUCCAAGGCCUCCUUAUCUAUCAACAUCAAGAACACACCAAGCAACACAACUACACCACAAUGUCUCCAACCCCCACAGAUACAGCUGCCCCCUUUCAAAACACGAUGCCCUCCCCAACCUUCACCUGGCAAAUCACCCUCGCCGAAAAAAUCAUCGCCAUCACCGGCGCCAACCGCGGCAUCGGUCUCGGCAUCGCCGAAGUCUGUCUCGCCAAUUCCGCCAAAGCCAUCUACUCACUGGACCUGAUGGAACCGGGCGAAGAAACCAUCGCCCUUCAAUCCCGAUUCCCGAAUUUCCGAUAUAUCCACACGGAUGUGACCUCCGAGGAGAGUAUCGAAAAGGCCAUCAACCAGAUCGUGGAGGAAACGGGACGCAUUGAUGGUCUGGUGGCCAAUGCGGGAAUGACUAAACAUCAACCGGCGCUGAAAUUCGAGCGGCCGGAGUUGGAACGCAUGUUUAAUCUUAAUGUAUUCGGCGCGUAUUUCUGUGCGCAGAUCGUCGCGAGAAAGUUCAUCGAGCUGGGUAUUAAGGGCUCGAUUGUUAUGACGUCUAGUAUGACGUCUUAUCGUCCGAAUCGCGCUGCCCCCUCUGCACCGUACGGCGCUACCAAAGCCGCAGUCCGAAACAUGUGUCAUACCUUGGCAAUGGAGUGGAGUAAACACGGCAUCCGCGUGAAUAGCAUCUCCCCCGGUUUUGUCCGCACUGCCAUGACAUAUUACAUCGAGAGUUCUCCAGACUGGGAUGCUAAAAUGGAAAACUACGGCGGGAUGCCUCGGCUGGCUGAUCCGCGUGAGUUAGGAGGCGCGUAUGUGUAUCUGCUUAGCGAUAGUAGUUCGUAUACCACUGGUAUUGAUAUUCCUAUCGCGGGGAUUGUUGGGGCUUGGUAGGUAGGAUGUUUGCAUUGGUUGGGUUGGCGUUGAUUAUCCACCACCACCACCACGAUAACCUGCGGAAGCAUACAUACAUACAUACAUACAUACAUACAUACGCAAAAUUACG